Rhagoletis zephyria (snowberry fruit fly) is the source of this 619-nucleotide messenger RNA. Lineage: Eukaryota; Metazoa; Arthropoda; Insecta; Diptera; Tephritidae. The record is from RefSeq and is a predicted model, not a curated record.
AUGGCGUACUGCUUCAACCGGCGCGCCUGUCGCAAGCGGCAGAUUGCCGACUACUUUGGCGACAGCUGGGCGCACCAGUGCGGCGACCGGUGCGACAACUGCGCUACCGGUGGUGAUGGCGAUGGCGAUGGCAAUGGCCAGCUCGUCGAGGUGGACGUCACCGAGGACGUCGCCGACCUGAUGAACCUUCUCGCCUACGUGGCCACCCGCCAGGACCGGAAGCUCACCUUUCCCAAGCUGCUGGACCUUUGGUUCGGCAAAGGCGAGAAGCGCCUUCGCCCGGAGAGUCUAGUAAUCUGUCGACACUCGAGGGAGGCGGCGCAGACGAUAGUCGCCUGCCUGCUCGUCGACGGCUACCUCAAGGAGGAGUUUCACUUUACGCCCUACUCCACUAUAUCUUACGUCACCGCCGGUCCUUCCAGUUGGCUGAUGAAGGGAGGAGGAGGACCGCAGCAGCCGAUUCGAUACUGGCUCCCACCCUCAUCCUCGUCAACAACGAAGAAGUCAGGUGGAAAGCAAAGCGCCAAACGAGCAAGCACUACCGAAGGAGAUGACAGUCCAGAGCAGAUGGAGGCGGUGGCCAGCAAACGCAAGCGCACACUCAAAUCAGAUGAUCAAG